Gracilinanus agilis (Agile Gracile Mouse Opossum) is the source of this 1658-nucleotide messenger RNA. Its product is annotated as cytochrome P450 2U1. Gene Ontology annotation, biological process: xenobiotic metabolic process. Gene Ontology annotation, cellular component: cytoplasm; intracellular membrane-bounded organelle. The record is from RefSeq and is a predicted model, not a curated record. The transcript has 4 exons. Gene Ontology annotation, molecular function: oxidoreductase activity, acting on paired donors, with incorporation or reduction of molecular oxygen, reduced flavin or flavoprotein as one donor, and incorporation of one atom of oxygen; iron ion binding; heme binding. The coding region runs from base 1 to 1242 and encodes 413 amino acids. Lineage: Eukaryota; Metazoa; Chordata; Mammalia; Didelphimorphia; Didelphidae.
AUGCUUUCCCUCCCUAGGGACUGCCUCCUACAAAAGGACAUCAGGUUUGGCUAUGCCCAGUGUAAUUUUAUUCCUUUUAUUUUGCUUCUUUCCCCAGGCAUCGUGUUUGCACAUUAUGGUCCAAUCUGGCGACAACAGAGAAAGUUCUCCCAUUCAACCCUUCGACAUUUCGGACUGGGAAAGCUCAGCCUGGAGCCCAAAAUUAUCGAGGAGUUUAAGUAUGUCAAGGAGGAAAUUCAGAAACAUGGAGGAAACCCCUUUAGCCCUUUCCCCAUCAUCAGCAAUGCCGUCUCCAACAUCAUCUGUUCCCUUUGCUUCGGCCAGCGCUUUGAGUAUAACAACAGUGACUUUAAGAAAAUGCUGGACCUCAUGUCUCGAGGGUUAGAGAUCAGCAUCAACAGCCAGAUUCUGCUCAUCAACAUAUGCUCUUGGCUUUACUACCUUCCCUUUGGACUCUUCAAGGAAAUGAGACAGAUUGAAAAGGAUCUAACUGUUUUCCUGAAAGGAAUCAUCAGAGAACAUCGGGAGGCCUUAGACAAGGAGAAUCCCCAGGACUUCAUUGAUAUGUACCUUCUCCAUAUGGAAGAGGAGAUGAAGAGUAACAGCAACAGUAGUUUUGAUGAAGACUACUUAUUUCACAUCAUUGGAGAUCUCUUCAUUGCUGGAACUGAUACUACAACCAACACUUUACUAUGGUGCCUUCUAUACAUGUCAUUGAACCCCGAGGUGCAAGAAAAAGUCCAAAAAGAAAUCGAAAAGGUUAUUGGUCCUGAUAGAGCUCCGUCCCUUACUGACAAGGUCCACAUGCCCUACACAGAAGCCACUAUCAUGGAGGUGCAGAGAAUGUCGGUGGUAGUCCCUUUUGGCAUUCCUCAUAUGACUUCAGAAAAAACCACUCUCCAAGGCUAUACCAUCCCUAAGGGCACUCUGAUCAUAGCCAAUCUCUGGGCAGUACACAGAGAUCCUGCCAUAUGGGAGAAUCCCAAAAACUUCUCUCCUGAGCGGUUUCUCGAUGAAGAAGGAAAACUUAUCAAAAGGGAAUACUUCAUUCCAUUUGGAAUUGGAAAGCGUGUAUGCAUGGGAGAACAACUGGCAAAAAUGGAAUUAUUCCUCAUGUUUGUAAGCCUUAUGCAAAACUUCAUCUUUACUUUCCCCAAAGACUCCAAGAAACCCAUCAUGACUGGGAAGUUUGGCCUGACUUUAUCACCAUAUCCAUUUAAUGUAAUUGUUUCUAAAAGAUGAAGAAAGAACCCAUGUUCUGCUCUAAGAUGGCAGAUCAGAAAGUCUAUUUAAAAACAAAAUUCUUCUGAAAUGCUGGUUCUCCCUUCUACAGCUACAAGCAACCAUUCUGAGGCUUAAAAGUUCUGAUCUGAAGUCAAAGGGGUAAGAAGAGAGGGAAAAAGCAAGAGUGGGAACUUGCCUCUCAAAGAGAAUACCUGUUUCAGCAUGUUGUGAUCUCAUCAAUCCAGUCACUCGGAUUUGUAUACUAUAUUUUAUAUAUUGAACUGAGAAAGAAAAAACAUGGAUUUUAGUUCAAAUGUUCGAAACUAAUCAUUCUAUCACCUCCUUGUGCCUCAGUUUUCCCACAUGAAAAAAUGGGAAUAAACUUCUUACAGUAUGAAGAUGAAAGGUUUGUUGUUGUUGAAAUAAACUUUUAG